Messenger RNA from Thrips palmi, 2010 nucleotides. It is a transcript of the gene Aldh, whose product is annotated as aldehyde dehydrogenase, mitochondrial. The record is from RefSeq and is a predicted model, not a curated record. Lineage: Eukaryota; Metazoa; Arthropoda; Insecta; Thysanoptera; Thripidae. The coding region runs from base 148 to 1737 and encodes 529 amino acids. The transcript is spliced from 10 exons. Gene Ontology annotation, molecular function: aldehyde dehydrogenase (NAD+) activity.
CUCGCUCCCACACACGCACAGGCCGGCCUGCGGUGCGGAGUGCGGAGCUGCGGCAACAAGUACUGUACCACCGCGCCCCGCGACGUCGACCAUUGCCCGUUGCCCGAUCCAGUCGGCUUCUGCAGGGACUCGCUGCCGGACGUCAACAUGCUGCGCACCGUGGUCAAGUCGGCGGCCGUCCGCCAGCUGCAGGAGGCGUGCAGGAAGCCGAGCUCGCUGGCCGGCGCCGUGCAGGCCGUCAGCAACUACGCCACCGCCUCCCUGCCGGCUCCCCAGCAGGACGCCAAGGCCCUCUACACUGGCAUAUUUAUCGACAAUGAGUGGCACAAAUCGUCUUCUGGCAAGACUUUCAAGACGGUCAACCCAGCCACUGGUGAGGCCAUCGCCGAAAUUCAGGAGGGUAGCAAGGCUGAUAUUGACAAGGCUGUCAAAGCCGCCAAUGAGGCCUUCCGCCUUGGCAGCCCAUGGCGCACUAUGGAUGCCUCCCAACGGGGCUUCCUCCUUAAUAAACUUGCCGACUUGAUUGAAAGGGAUGCUGUGUACCUUGCAUCUCUGGAAACUUUGGACAAUGGCAAGCCAUACAACAUGUCUCUGCCUGUUGAUGUGCACGGGGCUGCCAACAACUUGCGCUACUUUGCUGGCUUUGCUGACAAAUUCCACGGCAAGACUAUCCCCAUGGACGGACCCUUCUUCUCAUUCACCCGUCAGGAGCCAGUUGGAGUUGUCGGAUCUAUCUUGCCAUGGAACUUCCCCAUCAUGCUCCUCUCAUGGAAACUAGGGCCAGCACUUGCCAUGGGCAAUACCAUUAUUGUGAAGCCCGCUGAGCAGACCCCUUUGACCACUCUCCACGUUGCGCAGCUGGCUAAGGAGGCAGGAUUCCCUCCUGGUGUCAUCAACAUUGUGCCUGGCUACGGUGAGGCAGGCAAGGCCUUAGUAGAGCACCCCAAUGUAGACAAAAUUGCCUUCACUGGAUCUACUGAGGUUGGUAAACUUAUUCAAGCUGGAGCUGCUCGCACUCUUAAGAGAGUGACUCUUGAGCUUGGUGGAAAGUCCCCUAACAUCAUUUUGGGUGAUGUGGAUCUCACUGAGGCUGUUGAAACCGCUCACUUUGGUCUCUUCUUCAACAUGGGUCAGUGCUGCUGUGCAGGCUCCCGUACUUUUGUACAGGAGGACAUUUAUGAUAAAUUUGUUGAGGCUGCUGCUGAGCGUGCCAAGAAGAAAACAGUGGGCAGCCCAUUCGACCUGAAUGUGGAGCAGGGACCCCAGAUUGAUGGUGAGCAGAUGGACAAAAUCCUUGACCUCAUCAAGAGUGGUGAGAAGGAAGGUGCCAAACUUGUUGCUGGUGGCAAGAGGGUUGGAGACAAGGGCUUCUUUGUUGCUCCCACUGUUUUUGCUGAUGUCAAGGAUAACAUGCGCAUUGCAAAGGAAGAGAUUUUUGGUCCAGUUCAGCAGAUUAUUCGUUUCAAGACUGUUGAUGAAGUUAUCGCCAGGGCAAACAACACUGACUACGGUCUUGCUGCCGCUGUUAUGACCAAGGACAUCGACAAGGCUAUGUACAUCAUGCAAGCCCUGAGAGCUGGAACUGUCUGGAUUAACACUUACAACGCCCUGUCUGUCCAAGUGCCAUUUGGUGGUUACAAACAGUCAGGAUUUGGUCGGGAUGCUGGUAUGGAUGCCCUGAAUGCCUACAGUGAAAUCAAAUCAGUCAUUGUCAAGGUUCCUCAGAAGAACAGUUAAACUCCACUGGUCGCUCCUUCUGUAUUCUUCUGUAUUUCCAAUGAAACGCUUAAGCCCAAGCCCAAGUCAAUAAGUCAAUAAGCACAACUGCCUACAUGUGUGACAUGAGCUGUGAAAAUUUUGUAAUCAAUGUUAUUAUUUUUGUCUAUUUCUGAUUGAUUUUUGUUCUGAUAUUAAAUGUUUAGUCAUGUAAGUUUUGCACCAAUAGUAUGAAUGGUUAAAGUAACUGAUGUGAAUGCUGUGAAAAUAAAAUCCGUACUCUUUACAAAACAG